Molecule: messenger RNA, 2361 nt
Organism: Symphalangus syndactylus (siamang)
Lineage: Eukaryota; Metazoa; Chordata; Mammalia; Primates; Hylobatidae
Gene: POU5F2
Product: POU domain class 5, transcription factor 2
Biological process (GO): regulation of transcription by RNA polymerase II
Molecular function (GO): DNA-binding transcription factor activity, RNA polymerase II-specific; RNA polymerase II cis-regulatory region sequence-specific DNA binding
Source: RefSeq, a predicted model, not a curated record
UUGGUUUAAAGAAUGAAGGGCUGUGAUUGUCUAGCCAAGGUCAUUGUGCUCUUCCUCCUUGGAAACUUUGAAACUGAGGUCAGAGCCUCUCUUUCUCCUUCCCUCCUUAGCUUUCUCCACACAAGGCCCACAGCUGGAUGCCUGAGCCAGGGGCAUGAUGGAGGGACAAAUUAAGAUCGUUGGGUCUCUGGUGGGAUAAGGGCCCAAGGAAAAAGGAGCCUGAUGUUGGUGAGUCAGAUAUUGCAGGGAGCAUCCUCAGUGGGGGACAGUGGGUCAGGCCAGUUCAGAGACCUGUCUCUAGAGUGGGAAAGAGAAGACACACACCUAGAUCUCUGUUGGUUGAGGAAACUCUGGACCAAGAAGCUGGGUUAGAAUGGGAAACAAAAGGACCUUCAAGGCUGGGGGAAGAAACAUGGCAUUAGUUACAAAGUUCUGCCCCAGUGAGGGACUGGAAUCUGGCAGUUUGGGGGUGGAGUCGGGGGGUAGAAUCUGAGGUAGUAAACUGAUGUUAACUAGAAACUCAAGCAGGGAUGCCUAGGUUUCUUAGGGCGCAGGGACUGGGGAUGUGCAAAGAGGAACUGUUGGCAGUACUUGUGACCAUAAAGAUAGUAGUGAGGGGGCAGUUUAUGAAUUGAGGGGUCCUCCCAGCAAUAUCUGGCAUAUAGAUAUUUAAUAAUUAUUUGUGAAGACAAGAGGUUAGGUAGUUCCUGGGGAUCAGGGGUCCUAAGUUUCUGAAGAGGCAUAAGAAAAUACCUGGGUUCUAUUCAGGGAGAGGAUGGAGGCAGUGAGUAAGGGACUCCAGACAGCUUGGAGAUGCAAAUCCCAAAAGGGAGCUUUGUACCUCUGUGGGAGUUGGAAGCAAAGGUCAGGGUUGGGGGCUCACUCCCUUAACCCUAGGACCCAGGAGUUCCUAUGGAUCUACCAGAUUUCCCCGCCUACGCACAGGCACCCUUGGCCUGUAACGCCUUCUCUGCCCACUGGGGGGCGGGGCUUGAGAGGGCCGGUGGCUGUUCUGAAGCCUCGAGGGCCAUCAGUUCCUACCGGAGCCGCUGCGGGUGCCAUUCCACCCAUGGCCGGACACAGGCCCUCAAACCACUUCUGCCCCCUUCCAGGCAGUGGUGGGGGCGGCCCCAGAGGGCCGAUGCCCCUGCGGGUUGACACUUUGACCUGGUUGAGCACCCAGGCGGCCCCUGGCAGGGUGAUGGUCUGGCCGGCAGUCAGGCCAGGGGUCUGCCCAGGCCCUGAGGUGUGGAGGAUUCCCCUGGGUACCCUGCCACACGAAUUCCGGGGCUGGAUAGCACCCUGCAGGCCCUGUCUUGGAGCUAGUGAGGCAGGGGACUGGUUGCGACGCCCCUCCGAUGGCGCCCUCCCCGGGCCCUACAUUGCCCUGCGGAGCAUCCCGAAGUUGCCGCUGCCAGAGGACAUCUCGGGCAUACUGAAAGAGUUGCAGCAACUGGCCAAGGAGCUGAGGCGGAAGAGGUUGAGCCUAGGGUACUCGCAGGCUGAUGUGGGGAUCGCUGUGGGAGCUCUAUUUGGGAAGGUGCUUAGCCAGACGACCAUCUGCCGCUUCGAGGCCCAGCAGCUAAGCCUCGCCAACAUGUGGAAGCUGCGACCACUGCUGAAAAAGUGGCUGGAGGAAGUGGAAGCAGAGAACCUUCUUGGCUUAUGCAAAAUGGAGAUGAUCCUGCAACAGUCUCGGAAGUGGAGACGGGCAAGCAGGGAGCGACGAAUCGGAAACAGCCUGGAGAAAUUCUUCCAGCGGUGCCCUAAGCCCACAACUCAGCAAAUCAGCCACAUUGCUGGGUGCCUCCAGCUGCAGAAGGAUGUGGUUCGAGUUUGGUUCUAUAACCGCAGCAAGAUGGGCAGUCGAUCAACCAAUGAUGCUUCCCCACGGGAGAUUGUGGGGACAGCCGGGCCUCCUUGCCCAGGGGCACCAGUGUGCUUUCACCUGGGACUGUGGCUCCCAGUGGAUAUCCCCCACUAUACACGCCUCUACUCUGCAGGGGUAGCCCACUCCUCUGCCCCAGCCACCACUCUGGGCCUCCUCAGACUUUAGGGCUGAGGGACUUGCCCUUCGCGGCACAGUUGGAGAGGGAAGAAGAAGGGAAAACCCAGGAAAUGUCUCUGGGGUUCAUUUGAAGGCUUUUAGCAUUAAUUUCUCAUUCACUGUCUAAAGAAGUUAAGGAUACAUAGUAGGGAAUGGGGGUGGGAAUUGUUCAAGAAAAACCUGGGAGAGAAGAUUAAGUUUAUUGCAGUUUUGUGUUUUCCCUUUGUUUCCCUAGCAUUGGUUUAAAGGUACAUUACAGUAUAUAGAUGGUUUCGAUAUUUUGUUCCUUUUUUUAUUAAAUAUUGUGUCUGUUA